Oncorhynchus keta (chum salmon) is the source of this 1326-nucleotide messenger RNA. RefSeq lists its product as uncharacterized. Lineage: Eukaryota; Metazoa; Chordata; Actinopteri; Salmoniformes; Salmonidae. The coding region runs from base 314 to 1288 and encodes 324 amino acids. Gene Ontology annotation, molecular function: serine hydrolase activity. The transcript has 3 exons. The record is from RefSeq and is a predicted model, not a curated record.
GGAGAUCGGUUAUAAAGGAAGGUCAGAUGAAUCCUGGAAUCUACUAAACCGGUUAAUUCCCUCACAGAAAGAAGACUUAAUUCCCUCACAGAAAGAAGACGGUGGACAGAUUUUCAACUGCUAUGGGGAUACUCAAAUUCUUCAUGGGGUACAGAUGCAUAACCAGGGCCUAAAAUUGACACCCACCACAUGCCAAAUGACAGGCAUUGGAGGGUAAAAUGUCUAUUUCACCAGCCACGUUUGCAGGUGAUCAGGGCUCCACAGUGCGAGCAUUUCACUCGCAUUAAUUUGUAACUCCCACUCUGGGUCAGACAUGUCUGUGAUAGUGAGAGAGGGGCGGGUCAAAGCCUGGAGGGUCACCAGUAGCAUCACCUACUACUGCACCAGCGAUACCCCUGCCCCCUCUCCUCCCACCUCCUCCUUAUCCUCCCAUCUAGACUCUCCUCUUCCCUCCCCCCCCUACUCCCUCUCCGCCCCCUUUAUCUCAGACAUGCCCUCUCACCCCACUGUUUCCUCAACUCUCACCCCUUCAUUUUCGGAUGUACCAACCCUCUCUCCAUCCUCCCCCCGUCCCCUCCUCCUGCUUUUCCCGUGGCUGGGCGCCCGACCGGGGGCCAUGGCGAAGUACCGGGACCUCUACCUGGAACGCGGCCUGGACAUCCUAUCUGUGGAGAGCACAGUGUGGCACUUCCUGUGGCCUCGCUGGGGGCUGGAGUAUGGGGCUGAGGUCCUGGAGGUCCUGGGAGACCCGCAUUUCAAAGGUCGCCCCCUUCUGGUCCACGCCUUCUCCAUCGGCGGGUACACCUUCACCCAGCUGCUCAGCCAGAUGGUCAGGGAGCCACACAAGUACCCAGGCCUGGCCCAACGGGUCGUAGGACAUGUCUAUGACAGCAUGGGGGUCGGAUCGCUGGAGCAUAUGGCUAAAGGCCUGGGUCUGACCCUGUUCCCUCAUAUUGAGCCCCUGGUGCGAUGCACUGCUCUGCUCUACUUCUGGCUCUUCAAGUCCCAGACGGUGUACUACUACGACAAGUCACUCCAGGUCUUCUACAACAACCCCGUCACCUCCCCGGCGCUCUUCUUCUUCUCUGAGAACGACGCGCUGUGCGACCCCGUCGCCAUGGAUGCGAUCAUCUAUAUCUGGAGGAAGCGGGGCAUUGCUGUGGAAACCGGGAAGUGGAAGGAGUCUGUGCACGCUGCUCAUCUACGCUGUCACCCGGAGGAGUACCUCUCCACGUUGGAAAAAUUUAUGAUCUCGCUCAACAUCGCCCCCCUCAGGGAGAAGAUGUAAAUGGCUCAUGUGCUAUUCACAGUGGUGGUGGUGGUGGU